AUGGCCGUUAGCAAAUACAUUUGCUGCUGCUUUGCAGAUGAUAGUGACGAUGACUCUGAUUUUAUGCGACCGCUCCUUGACCACACUGGCCUAACGCCCCCAAGAUCCAUGGGGCCCAGGAAGCGCACCUAUGGUGCGAAGAAGUCUGCCUUUUCGGCAGCAGCUGCUGCCAUUUUUGGCAGUGCUGUCAAUGACCCAUCUCCGGCCAUACCAUCGCCGCCACGCUCUCCUCUUGCGGAUAUAACUUCCGCAAUUGGCAAUAUCGCUCUUGGGGCUGGGGAGGACGAGGAAGAGGAGAGUGGUGACAAUGUCCCACAAGAGGUGGAAGAUCCGGCUGCGUACCUCCAGCCACUCAUUGCCGCUUAUAAGGCAGACCGCAACAGGACCUUGGAGAUCCAGAAGUGGAAAGAUAUUCUCACAGAGGACUGCUCCGUCACCAAGAUUGCCGAAGCCUCCUAUGCAGAGGUGUAUCGAAUCAGCACAGACUCUGGAACCUCCAUCAUUAAGGUCAUGCGUCUUCAGUCACCCCACGAUGUUGAUUCUCUUGAACUCGAAACUGCCAUCAAAAUCAAGUCCGUUGUCUCGGAAAUCAGAAUCAUGAAUGCUCUGACCGAGCUUCCUGGCUUUGUUAAGUUCAAGGAUGCGCAUCUUAUCCAAGGAAAAUCUACUAAAUUAUUCAAACACGCUUAUGGAGCACACGAGAGACAGUCAAAGGAUGGUUCCUUUUUCCCAAAUCCACUAACAUACACCGAUGAUUCUGUUUUCCUUGCCAUCGAGCUUGGAGAUGCAGGCACAGUCUUGGAGGAAUUUAAACUUGAAACCAUCGAUCAAGUAUGGGAUGUCUUGCUUGGAGUUAUCAUGGCCUUGGCCAAGGGUGAGGCGGAUUUCGAGUUUGAGCAUCGUGAUCUACAUGAGAAUAACAUUUGUGUCUCCUCGACUCGGAGCCCUGAACACAAGCCGGAACACCCAACGUUGUGCCGAUUCGGCUAUUCCGACCUCGAAGUAACAAUUAUCGACUACGGCCUCUCCCGCGCUACUCUCCAGAACGGUGAUACCGUCUCCUACGACCUUGAAGAAGAUCUCACAAUCUUCGAAGGAACUGAUGGACAUCCACAAUUUAAUGCUUACAGAAAAAUGCGCACCCAUCUUUUUACGUCGACCCGCGGAAUGUACCCCAGCACUUGGCACAAACCUGAGUCGCGGAACGAAAAUAAUGGCCACACCUGGUCCGAACACGUCCCAUACACUAACGUAAUCUGGAUCCAAUUCAUCCUUGGCCACCUAAAGCGAGAAUUCAAGAAAAAGAACGGUGCCUCAUCACCAGAAUUACGGCAAUUUACGGAGGAAACCAAAGAGCUGUCCAAGCGAUUAGAUCCCCGUACCAAAGUCGAGAAUGGCGCGUUCCAAACCGCUUAUGAGGUGCUGGAGUUUGUCCUUUGGCAGGGCUGGGUCACGUAUGACCAGGCUGAUGCCAGUGGCGUUGAAUUCGAUACCCUAAGCCUUAGUGAUGACGAGGAUGAUAGCGUGGAGGACACUGAAGUGGAGCAGGAGGUUGAUGACAGCCAGGGACGACGUGGAAAGCGGAUGGGGAAGAGAAGAGCUGCUGAGUGA
This is a messenger RNA of Venustampulla echinocandica, 1611 nucleotides long. RefSeq lists its product as uncharacterized. The transcript has 6 exons. NCBI's taxonomy places the organism in Eukaryota, Fungi, Ascomycota, Leotiomycetes, Helotiales, Pleuroascaceae. Gene Ontology annotation, molecular function: ATP binding; histone H3T3 kinase activity. The coding region runs from base 1 to 1611 and encodes 536 amino acids. Gene Ontology annotation, cellular component: cytoplasm; nucleus. The record is from RefSeq and is a predicted model, not a curated record. Gene Ontology annotation, biological process: protein phosphorylation; mitotic cell cycle; intracellular signal transduction.